GGCUGCCUAGACCAAAUCACCACAUUACAUUUUAUCUGCUGGAAUGCCAUCUGAUUGGACUCUGUGGUGCACACGGCCACAACAACACAGUUUAAUACGGAUCUAUGUAAAUACCACUGACUCGACAACUUUUGGGGGAGCCUCGGUCCAUCCACCUGUCAUCUGCACCUGGUGAGAGAGCAGUCAGGAUGUUGUUGUUGAUCCGGAUCCGGAUCCGCCCAGCCAGGCGUCACAGCACCGACAAGAUGGCCGAGAGUACGGGACGAAAGUGAGGGAGGAAACAAAAACACUGGCGAGCUAUCCCUGCCGCAGAUGCCAGACCUGUAGAGCUGCCGAGGGGACGAUAGAGGAAAGCUAAAAGCUCGGUGGUCGGCUUGGUCAAGACACCGCUGUGUGGGUGACAUCUGCGGUAUGCAGACAGAUCGUCCUCGGAGCCAGCGCGCUGACAGAACGUUUGUCAGGUUGUCUGCGUCUGCUAGCUAGCUAGCGGGCUAACCAUGUUAGCUAGCUGACAAAACCGUUAGCGAGAGAAUACGCUUUCAGAAAGUGACAGUUGGGUAAUUUUAUGAUACACAAUUGUUGCCACUUCCUUGUGUCGUUUGUCGCUGCAGAGAAAGUCCCCUGAGUGGGAAAACUCGGAUUUAACCCCCCCACUCGGCGAGCUGGUUAGCAAACUAACAUUGCGGAUUUCUUGUUUGCAGCUACAGCGUUAGCAUUAGCGAACGUCUGUUAGCUUGCUCAGCUGUUUUGGAUGACUCGGGGUUGCUCCGACACGGGGAAGGUACACCAGCGUGUGUGGAAGGACAUUUUCCCUCCACAUAUAAGUACCUGAGACGGUUCUUGGUAGGCCUGUGUCGCCGGGGGUGUCCGGGAGGACUGCUAACAUUAACCGCAGCGCAGCCGGGGACUGUAAACAUAAGUCAAGCCGAGGAGAGCUGCGCGAGGUCGAGGCGCAGAUCCAGUCAGCAUCACCAUGGCCCAUUCUCCUGUUCAGGGCAACCUGCCGGGGAUGCAGAAUGCCAAAGCUGACCCGGAGGAGCUGUUCACCAAGCUGGAGCGCAUUGGCAAGGGUUCGUUUGGCGAGGUGUUCAAAGGCAUCGACAAUCGCACCCAGAAAGUGGUGGCCAUCAAGAUCAUAGACCUGGAGGAAGCGGAGGACGAGAUCGAAGACAUUCAGCAGGAGAUCACGGUGCUGAGUCAGUGCGACAGCCCCUUUGUCACCAAGUACUACGGCUCGUACCUGAAGGACACUAAGUUAUGGAUCAUUAUGGAGUAUUUGGGUGGCGGCUCUGCAUUAGAUCUGAUGGAGCCCGGAGCUCUGGACGAGACCCAGAUCGCUACAAUCCUGAGAGAGAUCCUCAAGGGCCUUGAGUAUCUGCACUCUGAGAAGAAGAUCCACAGGGAUAUCAAAGCUGCCAACGUGCUGCUGUCCGAGCAAGGAGAGGUGAAGCUGGCAGAUUUCGGCGUGGCGGGUCAGCUCACCGACACUCAGAUCAAACGCAACACCUUUGUUGGCACGCCCUUCUGGAUGGCCCCCGAGGUCAUCAAACAGUCGGCCUACGACUCCAAGGCGGAUAUUUGGUCUCUGGGCAUCACAGCCAUUGAGCUGGCGAAAGGCGAGCCGCCUCACUCGGAGCUCCACCCCAUGAAGGUUUUAUUCCUCAUCCCAAAGAACAACCCGCCCACGCUGGAGGGCAACUACAGCAAACCGCUCAAGGAGUUCAUCGAGGCCUGCCUCAACAAAGAGCCCAGUUUUAGGCCAACUGCCAAAGAGCUGCUGAAGCAUAAGCUGAUCGUCCGCCAUGCGAAGAAGACCUCCUACCUGACCGAGCUGGUGGACAAGUACAAGAGGUGGAAGGCAGAGCAGUCGAGAACCACCGAGUCCAGUUCUGAUGAGUCCGACUCAGAGCAGGAUGGCCAGGCGUCAGGCGGGAACGACUUUGGCAGCGACGACUGGAUCUUCACCAUCCGGGAGAAGGACCCCAAGAAGCUGCAGAACGGGGAGGGGCAGUCGGGGGCAACAGACCAGACAAAAGACAUUCCAAAGAGGCCUUAUUCACAGAGCCUGGCCACAGUAAUCUCUCCUGCGUUAGCUGAGCUCAAGGCGAGGCAGGAGCAGGUGAAUGGGAACCCCAUGGUCCUGGAUGAGCUGAGGGAGGCCAUCCUUAUGGCCGAGGAGGCCUUCCCCGGCAUCUCCGAUUCCCUGGUGGCUCACAUGGUCCACAGGCUGCAGAGUUUCUCCACAAGCAGGACGUCCUCCUCCUCCCCCUAGUAACUGGCUCUCUGCCCCAGCCCUGCUCUCCCAGGCCCCCCAACCCCCCCCAACACCACAGCCACAGGUCAGAGGGUUAAAAGCCAAGGGUCAUGUCAUUCAAUACCAGCUGACCACGUUUGACCUCCCGUGUCGUGGGGGGGCUAAUCUAGCCUGUAAAAAAUUACUGAACUCUGGCGCGGAGGACAACAGAGAGACUCUGGAGAGCUUCUUUUAGCCACUUUUGAGAGGAGACGUUCAGGGGACGACAGAACCUGCGGAUCGGCUGCGAUGAGACUCAAAGUCAGAGCGAGUCAGACUCUGGGCUCUGCGAGACUUCUCCAGCCUCACACCGAGGCGUCUCCACACGGAAUUUUGCCCGACGAGGAGCCCCCUUUAAUCCCCCUCUUAAUGCAGGCGUCAUAUCCCCAGAACCUCUGAAAGCAUGCUUGAUGAACCUGCAGGGAUAUUAUCUUUGUGUGCAAGCUGCGUAUGUGUGCGUGCACCUGCGAGCGUGUUUGUCUGUCUGUAUGUGUGUGUGUGUGUGCGUGUGUGUGUGCACGUGUGCGCUCACGUAUGUAAGACUCCCUGUUAAGGCAAAUUGCAGCAUUCUUAAUGAAACCUCAGGUAAAGUGCUUUAAGUGGACUUCGAGGCAGUGGGAGGAGGGGGGAGGGUAGGGGGGGUCGCCAUGCUGUACAUGAUUACGAGUUGUCAUCGCGGGAAAUGAAUCACUGUGUACAAAAUGGUCAUGCGCAUUUUGUAGAUAUUGAUAAUGUUUAAAAGUAGAUAUUUAAAGAUUUCAAAAAGUUACUCCAAGAGAAAGAACAGAAAAUGCCUUGCCUUUUUGAGAUACACACGUCUACGUUCUGGCAUUUCAUCCGAGACUUCAGUUUGUUUUCUUUUGCUCGUCGGUGAGUGAAAAUUCAGUAUUCAUCUGUGUUUUCUGACUAAGUUACUGAGCUCCAAUCUUCCAUUUCAAUCACCUGCUGAAUCAUCGGACUAACUAUGAUACUAAGCUUACUUUGUUUAGAGGCAGAAGCUUUUCCUUUGUUUUUGUAGUCAGGGGGAAAAACUCCUCCCUGUACUUAUGUUUUAGACAAUUUAAGUUUUGAAAUUGUUUAGGUCAAGAAUGAAGGUAGAUCUGUGUCAACAGUGGCUCUUUUAAUAAUAAUACAGAGUAGAGCCAAGGACAAUUACAAGGAGGAGCCACUUGCUGAUAUCAUGUAAAGUAUUACUUUUCCUUGGCUUGUACUUUAUCUUCGCUUUAAAAGUGGAGCAGAGGAGUAACCGGCAAGGACCAUCGUAGGCAAUCACAUCAUGACACUCGCUCAUGGCCAAACUAAACCGUAGAUCAGGACGAGCCAAGCUGCAGAAAUCAACGCCAUCUUUAUUUCCUUCACUCCAGACAUUUCUGUUCUCACUUCCACACCACGCUAGAAGUGCCAUGUCGUCUUUUAUGCUUUCACCAGAUGUUUGUAGUAUGAUUUGCACCUUUUUGUUUUUUAAUUUUCAGAUCAGUUGUUUUGUUUUGUUUUGCACUUUGAAAGUGUGUCAAGUAUUUAAAGAAACCUGUAAGAGGAAAAAAAAACAAAAAUGAAAAAAGUUGCUAAUAGCCAUGUUUUACUAUAUAUGUUUACUUAAGAGUUCCAGAAUUUACUACUGUGCUAAUGCAGCAAUAAUGUUGAGGAGUUGCAUCAAGACGCACUUGUCAACACAGGGAUUGAAAGAAAUUAAGAAAUAUCUGAUAUUUUUAUAACUGCAAAGAGUUAAGUAUGGAAAUAUGGAAUGCUUUAUGGAUAUGGGCACCGGCCUCCGGCAAAAAAAUAUCUAUACCUUACAGAAAAACAUAUGCUACGGAAAUAACUACAAAAUGUGUACAUUUGGUCUCCUUUAUCAUAGCUGACAGUUUAUAGUACUGUAUAUAAUCUUUGCUUGUGUCAUUUGAGAAUUCCCAAGUUAAAUGUAAGCUCCUUGUAAGCUUUCAAAGUGACAUGAGAAAUAAAGAUCUAAUGCUAACUGA
This is a messenger RNA of Acanthopagrus latus (yellowfin seabream), 4272 nucleotides long. RefSeq names its product serine/threonine kinase 24b (STE20 homolog, yeast) (gene stk24b). Gene Ontology annotation, biological process: protein phosphorylation. Bases 974 to 2272 code for a protein of 432 amino acids. The record is from RefSeq and is a predicted model, not a curated record. NCBI's taxonomy places the organism in Eukaryota, Metazoa, Chordata, Actinopteri, Spariformes, Sparidae. Gene Ontology annotation, molecular function: ATP binding; protein kinase activity. The transcript is spliced from 11 exons.